This is a messenger RNA of Prunus armeniaca (apricot), 696 nucleotides long. The record is from the annotation of a GenBank genome assembly. NCBI's taxonomy places the organism in Eukaryota, Viridiplantae, Streptophyta, Magnoliopsida, Rosales, Rosaceae.
AUGGCUGGGUUAGGUAGUGGCGAGUUGAGAGCGCCGAUCUUCAACAGCGAUAACUAUGAAUUUUGGAGUAUAAGGAUGAAAAUCAUAUUCAAAUCUCAUGGGUUGUGGGAUUUGGUUGAAAAAGGGUUUGACAACACAGAUUUAAAGAAGGCUGAUGAAUUCGAUGCAAAGAAGAAAGAAAAGGAAGAAUCAAGUGGUGUUGGGAUGAUGACUCUCACAGAGCAUUCGAAGGAUUUGGAUGUGAUUGAGGUACAAGAAGUGGUAGCCUCUUUGAAGAGUUUUGAGUUAAGGCUAGAUAUGCAUUAUGAAAACAAAACUGAGAGAGCAUUUUCUAGUCUUAGUGUGAAUCCCAAACUAGUUAAGGUCACUGAAAAUCAAAACGCUAAGCACCAGAAGAAUUGGAAGGCAAAAGGUAAAAAGUGGGAUAACAACUCUACUGAUGGUGCUAGAAAUCCUUGCAAGCACUGUGGAAAAUUGCAUUUCGAUAGUGGAUGUAGUAAUCAUAUGACAGGUAGAGAGGAUCUACUCGUUGAUAUUGACAAGAAUGUGAUUGCAAAGGUUGAAAUGGGUACUGGACAACUUUUUGAAGUGAUUGGUAAAGGGAAUCUUGUGGUUGAAACCAAAAUAGGCAAGCGAUACAUCAAGAAGGUUAUGCUUGUGCCUGGACUGAAAGAAAAUUUGCUCAGUGUGGAUUAA